Peromyscus californicus insignis is the source of this 13412-nucleotide messenger RNA. It is a transcript of the gene Cacna1c, whose product is annotated as calcium voltage-gated channel subunit alpha1 C. Gene Ontology annotation, biological process: calcium ion import across plasma membrane. The transcript is spliced from 47 exons. The record is from RefSeq and is a predicted model, not a curated record. Gene Ontology annotation, molecular function: high voltage-gated calcium channel activity. Gene Ontology annotation, cellular component: membrane; voltage-gated calcium channel complex. The coding region runs from base 517 to 6927 and encodes 2136 amino acids. Lineage: Eukaryota; Metazoa; Chordata; Mammalia; Rodentia; Cricetidae.
GCGGCGGCGCUUCCCGCGGGCUCGCCCUCAGGUGUUCGCGGCUGCCGUCGCCGAAGAACGCGGGUCGGGGCCUCUGGGCGAUCGCCCUGGGCGGGCCGGAGACGCCUCGGCCCCCUGGCGGCUCGGGGUCCACCCAGCGCCGCGGGCCCGCCGCUCUCCCUCGCCUCGCCUUUGCGCCUCUUCUCGCUCUGCCUCUCCAUUUAUUAUUAUUUUUUUCAAAUGGUGUAGCCGCCAGAGGUGCGGUGCUAAAUUCUUGGAAGGGGCCCGGAUGUACUGAGGAUGCAUUACAAUCUCACGAAAGGAGGCGGUAGUGGAAAGCAGCAGUUUUUGGUGUUUGGUGCAAUAAUGGGGAUCAGGUAAUCACCCGAAGGGAGCAAGAAACACUGCGGAUCCACGGCUUCCUCGGUUUGCGCGAAAGCCGCCGGCCUCGGAGGAGGGAUUCAUCCAGACCCGCUCGCGGCUGUUGCUGCAUUUCUUCCUCUUUGUGGCUUCUCCCUUCCAAGCAGUUUUUGGCCAAUGGUCAAUGAAAACACGAGGAUGUACGUUCCAGAGGAAAACCACCAAGGUUCCAACUAUGGGAGCCCACGCCCAGCUCAUGCCAACAUGAAUGCCAAUGCAGCGGCAGGGCUCGCCCCCGAGCACAUCCCUACUCCAGGGGCAGCGCUGUCCUGGCAGGCAGCCAUUGAUGCCGCCCGGCAGGCCAAGCUCAUGGGCAGUGCUGGCAACGCAACCAUCUCUACCGUCAGUUCCACACAGCGGAAGCGGCAGCAGUAUGGGAAACCCAAGAAGCAGGGUGGUACGACUGCCACACGGCCACCUCGUGCUCUGCUCUGCCUGACUCUGAAGAACCCCAUCCGGAGGGCAUGCAUAAGCAUCGUUGAAUGGAAACCAUUUGAAAUAAUUAUUUUACUGACUAUUUUUGCCAAUUGUGUGGCCUUAGCGAUCUAUAUUCCCUUUCCAGAAGAUGACUCCAACGCCACCAACUCCAACCUGGAACGAGUGGAAUAUCUCUUUCUCAUAAUUUUUACCGUGGAAGCAUUUUUAAAAGUCAUUGCCUAUGGACUUCUCUUUCACCCCAACGCUUACCUCCGCAAUGGUUGGAAUUUACUAGAUUUUAUAAUUGUGGUUGUAGGGCUUUUUAGUGCAAUUUUAGAACAAGCAACCAAAGCUGACGGGGCCAAUGCUCUCGGAGGGAAAGGAGCUGGAUUCGAUGUGAAGGCGCUGAGGGCUUUCCGCGUGCUUCGUCCCCUGCGGCUGGUGUCUGGAGUCCCAAGUCUCCAGGUGGUCCUGAACUCCAUCAUCAAGGCCAUGGUGCCUCUGCUGCACAUCGCCCUGCUCGUGCUGUUCGUCAUCAUCAUCUAUGCCAUUAUCGGCCUGGAGCUCUUCAUGGGGAAGAUGCACAAGACUUGCUACAACCCGGAGGGCAUCAUAGCAGAAGAGGACCCUUCCCCUUGUGCUUUGGAGACAGGCCAUGGGCGGCAGUGUCAGAACGGGACCGUGUGCAAGCCCGGGUGGGACGGGCCCAAGCAUGGCAUCACCAACUUCGACAACUUCGCCUUCGCCAUGCUGACGGUGUUCCAGUGCAUCACCAUGGAGGGCUGGACAGACGUGCUGUAUUGGAUGCAGGACGCUAUGGGCUAUGAGUUGCCCUGGGUGUAUUUUGUCAGUCUGGUCAUCUUUGGAUCCUUUUUCGUUCUAAAUCUGGUUCUCGGUGUUUUGAGCGGAGAGUUUUCCAAAGAGAGGGAGAAAGCCAAAGCUCGGGGGGAUUUCCAGAAGCUUCGAGAGAAGCAGCAGCUAGAAGAAGAUCUCAAAGGCUACUUGGAUUGGAUCACCCAAGCAGAAGACAUUGACCCUGAGAAUGAGGAUGAGGGGAUGGACGAAGACAAGCCCCGAAACAUGAGCAUGCCCACAAGUGAGACUGAGUCUGUCAACACUGAAAAUGUGGCUGGAGGUGACAUCGAGGGCGAAAACUGUGGAGCCAGGCUUGCCCACCGGAUCUCCAAGUCCAAGUUCAGCCGCUACUGGCGCAGGUGGAAUAGAUUCUGCAGAAGGAAGUGCCGCGCGGCCGUCAAGUCCAACGUCUUCUACUGGCUCGUGAUCUUCCUGGUAUUCCUCAACACACUCACCAUUGCCUCCGAACAUCACAACCAGCCCCACUGGCUCACAGAAGUACAAGACACAGCCAAUAAGGCCCUCCUGGCGCUUUUCACUGCAGAAAUGCUCCUGAAGAUGUACAGCCUAGGCCUGCAGGCCUAUUUUGUAUCCCUCUUCAACCGCUUUGACUGCUUCAUCGUGUGUGGGGGCAUCCUGGAGACCAUCCUGGUGGAGACCAAGAUCAUGUCUCCCCUGGGCAUCUCUGUGCUGAGAUGUGUCCGGCUGCUCAGGAUCUUUAAGAUCACCAGGUACUGGAAUUCCUUGAGCAACCUCGUGGCGUCCUUGCUGAACUCAGUGCGCUCCAUCGCCUCCCUGCUGCUGCUCCUCUUCCUCUUCAUCAUCAUCUUCUCCCUCCUGGGGAUGCAGCUGUUUGGAGGGAAGUUCAACUUUGAUGAGAUGCAGACCCGUAGGAGCACAUUUGACAACUUCCCACAGUCACUUCUCACUGUGUUUCAGAUCCUGACCGGGGAGGACUGGAAUUCGGUGAUGUAUGAUGGGAUCAUGGCUUAUGGCGGCCCCUCUUUUCCAGGGAUGUUAGUCUGUAUUUACUUCAUCAUCCUCUUCAUCUGUGGAAAUUAUAUCCUACUGAAUGUGUUCUUGGCCAUUGCGGUGGACAACCUGGCUGAUGCUGAGAGCCUCACCUCUGCCCAAAAGGAGGAAGAAGAAGAGAAGGAGAGAAAGAAGCUGGCCAGGACUGCCAGCCCCGAAAAGAAACAGGAGGUGAUGGAGAAGCCAGCGGUGGAGGAGACCAAAGAGGAGCGAAUUGAGCUGAAGUCCAUUACUGCAGAUGGAGAGUCCCCACCCACUACCAAGAUCAACAUGGAUGACCUCCAGCCCAGUGAAAAUGAGGAUAAGAGUCCCCACUCCAACCCUGACACCGCAGGCGAAGAGGAUGAGGAGGAGCCUGAGAUGCCUGUGGGGCCACGCCCCCGGCCCCUGUCUGAACUGCACCUUAAGGAAAAGGCAGUGCCCAUGCCAGAAGCCAGUGCGUUUUUCAUCUUCAGCCCAAACAACAGGUUCCGCCUCCAGUGCCACCGCAUCGUCAAUGACACCAUCUUCACCAACCUGAUCCUCUUCUUCAUUCUGCUCAGCAGCAUCUCGCUGGCUGCUGAGGACCCCGUCCAGCACACCUCCUUCAGGAACCAUAUCCUAGGCAAUGCAGACUAUGUCUUCACUAGUAUCUUUACAUUAGAAAUUAUCCUUAAGAUGACUGCUUAUGGGGCUUUCCUGCACAAGGGCUCGUUCUGCCGAAACUACUUCAAUAUCUUGGACCUGCUGGUGGUUAGCGUGUCCCUCAUCUCCUUUGGCAUCCAGUCCAGCGCAAUCAACGUUGUGAAGAUUUUACGAGUGCUGCGGGUCCUCAGGCCCCUGAGGGCCAUCAACAGGGCCAAGGGGCUAAAGCAUGUGGUUCAGUGCGUGUUUGUGGCCAUCCGGACCAUUGGGAACAUUGUAAUUGUCACCACUCUGCUGCAGUUCAUGUUCGCCUGCAUUGGGGUCCAGCUCUUCAAGGGAAAGCUCUAUACCUGCUCAGAUAGUUCCAAACAGACGGAGGCAGAAUGCAAGGGUAACUAUAUCACAUACAAAGAUGGAGAGGUUGACCACCCCAUUAUCCAGCCUCGAAGCUGGGAGAACAGCAAGUUUGACUUUGACAAUGUUCUGGCAGCCAUGAUGGCCCUCUUCACUGUCUCCACCUUUGAAGGAUGGCCAGAGCUGCUGUACCGCUCCAUCGACUCCCACACAGAAGACAAGGGCCCCAUCUACAACUACCGUGUGGAGAUCUCCAUCUUCUUCAUCAUCUACAUCAUCAUCAUUGCCUUCUUCAUGAUGAACAUCUUCGUGGGUUUCGUCAUUGUCACCUUCCAGGAGCAGGGGGAGCAAGAGUACAAGAACUGUGAGCUGGACAAGAACCAGAGACAAUGUGUGGAAUAUGCCCUCAAGGCCCGGCCCUUGCGAAGGUACAUCCCCAAGAACCAGCACCAGUAUAAAGUGUGGUACGUGGUCAACUCUACCUACUUCGAGUAUCUGAUGUUCGUCCUUAUCCUGCUCAACACCAUCUGCCUGGCCAUGCAGCAUUAUGGCCAGAGCUGCCUCUUCAAAAUUGCCAUGAAUAUACUCAACAUGCUUUUCACUGGCCUCUUCACAGUGGAGAUGAUCCUGAAGCUCAUUGCCUUCAAACCCAAGCACUAUUUCUGUGAUGCAUGGAAUACAUUUGAUGCCUUGAUUGUUGUGGGUAGCAUUGUUGAUAUAGCAAUCACCGAGGUACACCCAGCUGAACAUACCCAAUGCUCUCCCUCUAUGAGCGCAGAGGAGAACUCCCGAAUCUCCAUCACCUUCUUCCGCCUCUUCCGGGUCAUGCGCCUGGUGAAGCUGCUGAGCCGUGGGGAAGGCAUCCGGACCCUGCUGUGGACCUUCAUCAAGUCCUUUCAGGCCCUGCCCUAUGUGGCCCUUCUGAUCGUGAUGCUGUUCUUUAUUUAUGCAGUGAUUGGGAUGCAGGUGUUUGGGAAGAUCGCCCUGAACGACACCACAGAGAUCAAUCGGAACAACAACUUCCAGACGUUCCCCCAGGCUGUGCUACUGCUCUUCAGGUGUGCCACCGGGGAAGCCUGGCAGGAUAUCAUGCUGGCCUGUAUGCCCGGCAAGAAGUGUGCCCCAGAGUCUGAGCCCAGCAACAGCACGGAGGGAGAGACGCCCUGUGGCAGCAGCUUUGCUGUCUUCUACUUCAUCAGCUUCUACAUGCUCUGUGCCUUCCUGAUCAUCAACCUCUUCGUAGCCGUUAUCAUGGACAACUUUGACUACCUGACGAGGGAUUGGUCUAUCCUUGGUCCCCAUCAUCUGGAUGAAUUCAAAAGGAUCUGGGCCGAGUAUGACCCUGAAGCCAAGGGUCGGAUCAAACACUUGGAUGUGGUGACCCUCCUCCGUCGAAUUCAGCCCCCCUUGGGUUUUGGGAAGUUGUGUCCUCACCGUGUGGCCUGCAAGCGCCUGGUGUCCAUGAACAUGCCUCUGAACAGCGAUGGGACGGUCAUGUUCAAUGCUACCCUGUUUGCCCUAGUCAGAACAGCCCUGAGGAUCAAAACAGAAGGGAACCUAGAACAAGCCAAUGAGGAGCUGCGGGCCAUCAUCAAGAAAAUCUGGAAGAGGACCAGCAUGAAGCUGUUGGACCAAGUGGUGCCCCCUGCAGGUGAUGACGAGGUCACAGUAGGCAAGUUCUAUGCCACCUUCCUGAUCCAAGAGUACUUCCGAAAAUUCAAGAAGCGGAAAGAGCAGGGGCUGGUGGGCAAGCCUUCGCAGAGGAACGCACUGUCCCUGCAGGCUGGCUUACGCACGUUGCAUGACAUUGGGCCUGAGAUCCGACGAGCCAUCUCUGGGGAUCUUACCGCUGAGGAAGAGUUAGACAAGGCUAUGAAGGAGGCUGUAUCUGCUGCCUCUGAAGACGACAUCUUCAGGAGGGCUGGAGGCCUGUUUGGCAACCAUGUCAGCUACUAUCCAAGUGACAGCAGGAGCAACUUUCCUCAGACCUUCACCACCCAGCGCCCCCUGCACAUCAACAAGACGGGAAACAACCAAGGUGACACGGAGUCACCGUCCCACGAGAAGCUGGUGGACUCCACUUUCACCCCCAGCAGCUACUCCUCCACGGGCUCCAACGCCAACAUCAACAAUGCCAACAACACUGCCCUGGGCCGCUUCCCCCAUCCCACUGGCUACUCCAGCACAGUCAGCACUGUGGAGGGUCACGGGCCCCCCUUGUCCCCUGCUGUCCGGGUACAGGAGGCAGCAUGGAAGCUCAGCUCUAAGAGGUGCCACUCCCGAGAGAGCCGGGGAGCCUCGGUGAGUCAAGAGAUGUUUCCAGAUGAGACCUGCAGUGUGAGGAUGGGCGAAGACACUGAGUACUGCAGUGAGCCCAGCCUGCUCUCCACAGAGAUACUCUCCUACCAGGAUGAUGAAAACCGACAGUUGACAUCUCCAGAGGAGAAGAGGGAGAUCCAGCAGUCUCCAAAGAGGGGUUUCCUUCGCUCUGCCUCGCUAGGUCGAAGGGCCUCCUUCCACCUGGAAUGUCUGAAGAGACAGAAGGAUCAAGGGGGAGACAUCUCUCAGAAGACAGCCGUGCCCUGGCAUCUGGUUCAUCACCAGGCCUUGGCAGUGGCAGGUUUGAGCCCCCUCCUGCAGAGAAGCCAUUCUCCUACCACGUUCCCCAAGCCAUGCCCCACACCCCCUGUCACCCCAGGCAGCCGGGGCAGGCCCCCACAGCCCAUCCCCACCCUACGGCUGGAGGGGGCUGAGUCCAGCGAGAAGCUCAACAGCAGCUUCCCGUCCAUCCACUGCAGCUCCUGGUCUGAGGAGACCACUGCCUGUGGUGGCGGCGGCGGCAGCAUGGCCCGGAGAGCCCGGCCUGUCUCCCUCACGGUGCCCAGCCAGGCUGGAGCUCCAGGGAGACAGUUCCAUGGCAGCGCCAGCAGCCUGGUGGAAGCGGUCUUAAUUUCAGAAGGACUGGGACAGUUUGCUCAAGAUCCCAAGUUCAUCGAGGUCACCACCCAGGAGCUGGCUGACGCCUGUGACAUGACAAUAGAGGAGAUGGAGAAUGCCGCAGACAACAUCCUCAGUGGGGGCGCCCAGCAGAGCCCCAACGGCACCCUCUUACCUUUUGUGAACUGCAGGGACCCGGGGCCGGACAGGGCUGUGGUCCCAGAGGACGAGAGCUGCGCAUAUGCCCUGGGGCGAGGCCGGAGCGAGGAGGCGCUCCCGGACAGCAGGGCCUACGUCAGCAACCUGUAGUCCACAGGGCUGGCGAGACGCGGGUGUUUUUUAUUCGUUUCAAUGUUCCUAAUGGGUUCGUUUCAGAAGUGCCUCACUGUUCUCGUGACCUGGAGGUAACCGGAACAGCGUCUUCAUUCACUGCUGUCGGGACAAGCCUCAGAGCUGGGCGGUCUGCGGAGUCGGCUUUUCAGGGGAGAAGGCCAAGGCCGUGGUGCAGGGCUCCAGCGCCUUCCCGGGGCAGCACCGCCCAAAGGACCCCACCCCACCCCUAAGCAAAAGGGUGUUUUCCCCUUGCUUGUAUAAACAGUCAUUUGCACAUGUUCUGUCUGAACCUGGCCGUCUCUAUGGAGUAGGGACCCAGGGAUCUAUUGCAGGAGUAGGCCAGCGCCCCGGGUAGGGGCCCGGGAAAGGGCUGCAAGGUUCCCAGCAGUUUGGGCCGGGUCCCUUCUGGGACUCUUCCUCUGCAGGAGCCGAGGUGCAGGUGGAGGGAGCCAGUGCAGACCACACCACCUGCCCUCAGCUAGCCAGGCCAGGGGGCGCAGGCUGCUGCCUAGUAAUCUUGGUUUCAUGGUUUGAUGGUUCUUGUUAGCAUGUUUCGGUUUUCUGGGUUUUAGUUUCUUUAUUAUUUUUUAUUUGUUGUGCUUUCCCACAGGGAAGGGAGGAAGAAGAGCAUCUACAGUUGCGCAGCCUCAGUCACUGUUUCCACAUUUGGGUUAUUUAAGUCAGAUUUGGUUUUAUUAUAUUCUUUAAAUGGUGCGGUUUUCUCCCCCACCCCUCUUUUUCCACCCAUGAAGCGAGGGCUCAAUAUCACCACAGGACGGUUUACCUGCUCUGUGUAUGCCCAGUAACUUGUUACAAUUUCCUUAAGUAACACCACCUUUUUCCCCCUUUCUUUCUGGUUCGGUUGAGCGUCACAAUCUGCAGGUAACGGGCUGUUAGAUAAGGUGUUGCGCGCCUGGGCGGUUGAGCUGGGCUCCUUUCUUAGCUGGGCAUAUGGAUAGGUUCAAGAGAGAGGAUGUAUGAGCAUUUGUGUGUCACACGUGUGUCCAUAGUGGGUCGUCUGUGCGUGUGUGCACCCACAUGGUGCGUGCGCACCUCCUCCACCCCACCCCCACCCCCGCACAAAAGUCCGUAGAUCCCGGUUCCGGUUUGACUGCAGGGAGUUCUGAAUCUGGGGCGAUUCGAAAGCAAAAACAAAUCACUGUCUCCGCUUCUGCUUCUGAAACGAGAAUCGGUAACGGCAUUUCCUGUCCCACGAGAUAUGCAAAAGCAAUGCAAUAAUAUCCAUUUUAAAAUACGAUUGUGAGUUGUGUCAGCAUUAAAAUUCUAUUUUAAAAAAACACAAAAUUUAAGGGAAAAAACUCAAGAAGACAUUUUGCUUCGAUAUAUUCUGUGUAACGUUUUAUUGCAUUGAUAAUGUUUCUGUUGAAGAAACUGUUAUACUUGAAUUCAGGUCAGUUUCAGUAUUUUUCAAAUAUUUUUUUAAAACUGAAUUGCAAUUGUGCCAAGCAAAUAUAAUGACUUAAGUUUGUUUUAAAAUUCACUUCUUGUAUAUUUUGCUGCAUGUAAAGUAAAUCAUUUUGUAUUUGGAGUGUGACAAGCUUUACCUUUGAACUCUUAAGUGCUUUUUCUACAUGUGGUUGGGGAGGAGAUGGUUUUUUUUUCAUUUGCAAAGUCAACAAAGGUAUCCCCGGUGUCAGUCCUCUGCUCUCUGCGGGCAGGUCUGGGAGGUACCAUUUUGCAUAUCUUGUAUUUUGUUUCCAUUUCCCUUGAUCUUUCCAAAACCGGGUGGUAAGACAGUCCAUGCCACAUCUUGCUUUGCAAGAUCAGGACAUGUUUCAUCCAGGUCUUCACUUGCUGCCUUCUGCCAUUCUCUGUGGAUACUUACUUGUCCAAGAUGCUCCCGUGGAGAGGUGGCUGGCUUUCCCAAGCACUCGGACUGAAAGGAUGGGGUGACAGUCAGCCUGGGGCGGUGGUAGGCCAGAUUCAUCUUUGACACAUGACUUACCCAAACGCAGAUUGCCGUAGCCGUGGCUAGAGAAAGGUAAUGGGAUGGAACUGUGGCCCUUCUAGAAACCACUCAUCCUCUCCUUCCAAAGCAGGAAGGCAGAGAAGCAGGGGAUCUUGACGAGGGCGGGCAUCAGGAUUCAACAGGGAUGAAAGGAACAGAUUGUGUGGGCCUUCCAUUUCGGCUCGUCUGUGUCUGCCUUCAGCAACUCUUACAGUUAGUACCAGGUCUUUCGAUUGUAUUGUAACAAGAAUGGUUGGAAAAGAAGGGCUCUGGGGAAAAUAAGGCUCAACCAUUCACCCAGAACUUACCUAUGGACAGAAUAUCUUCUGGUCCCAGUGUCCUUCCAGCCUAUUUUGGAGAUUAUGUGAGAAUCUGCUAGAAAUUCCAGCAAGGAUCUUUCGUGAAAAGGCAGAGAGAGGUGCCCAGUGUCCACAGAUUAACCAGAGUCUAAAAACAGCGCUCCUCCUUGGACUUCCAUGUGCCGAUAACCCAGCAUCCUUUGCAGUACCCAUAAGGGCUUCUAGAUGUGAGGAUUGGGUGGCAUCCUUUGUCUUGUUUCUGCAAAGUUCUGCAACUGUGUUGAUGUGACUACGGUGACUACAGAGAGGGAGCCCUUCUGACUGGCUGUCUGGUUCUCACAUACAUCUGACCCCUAGGGAAAUGUGGUGUUUUCAUUGAUCCUACACACAGACAUGCAUACUCAGUGUCCCUGCGCUGCCUUGUUUUCCUUUGGAAGCUUUGAUCUACAUUGCCAGAUUCUACUGACCAAUGACAUAAGCUACAGGCCAAGCUCCUGCAGCUCCUGCCAGCACUCUGCCCAGUGUGGUUCCCCAAACCCCCCUUCACCAGUCAUACCCACAGACUGCCUUCUCCCUUAUGGCCAAGAAGACCAGAACAGCCUUUCACUCAUACGCUGCACCCUGCAAGAAUAGCAUCAUCAGGGACAAUGGGCCCCUUGCCCUUUGUUGCUAAGAGGAACAGAGGUUCAGUGGCCAAUGGGGUUUUCAUGCUUGGCUUCAUGACCACCUGAGUAAGAUUGACACACGCUACCUGUCUCCAGGACAGAGGGGAUCAGUGAGUAGGAAAGCCAGUGAACAUCUACACCAGACUGUCUACUCUCCACCCAACAUGGAAUUUUCCCAAGGACUGUUUUGAACAUAACUACCAGACCUUCUGCAAUCCUGACAGUCCCUGAAUGGCAGGGAAAUUAGCCCGCAGCUGGGGGCCAAAGGGCCAUGAAGGAGUGUAGGCCAUGUGUUUUCAUCUGUCCUAUGACUAGCUCUGUCUCUUUUAUUUCUGAUCUUUUCAUGUGUGAGACCAUAUUAUACAGACAAAGUCCAGUUAGUUCCUUUCUGCCUGGUCCUAGAAGACUCUUCAUAUCUUCAGGUUAAAAGAGAGAGACUUUCCUAGACCUUGUUUGAUUUGUAAAUGUCUUCCCUGUUAGUUGUGGUUCCUAUCUUUCUUAACCUGACUAGGAAUCCAAGGCCCAACUCUGUCAUUUACCUUCCUCUGGUACCCUGGUUCCAAAUUCUGGGUACUAUGAAAAGAAGGUCUGUGUUCCUUUCUCAUAGCUCUCAACCAUCUGGAGCUCCAGACACCCUAACUGAACACAGUAGGCCGCCCUUCCUUUGCCAAAACCAGCACAUUUCUGCAAACAAUCUGGAAGUCAGUAGAAGCAAAGUGGCUGUUGUACUGAGGCCAGGAGAACACUCCACUGCUCCUAAGGGCAGGCCAAGAGAGCAAGGAUCCAGACCAAGCAUGGAGUCAAAUCUGGUACUCAGGGUUUUUAGCCUUCUCGUAGCACAUUUCAAAUGUCGCCAAGGGGAUGGAUGGCCCCUCCAUCCUGGGAUUUUGAGUAACUGAAAUGUCCUCAUUCAGGAGCUAGAAACAAUUGAACAAGGACCUGAGGAAGGAUUGUCUGGCUUUCAGAAGAGCUACUCAAAGCCCAGGAAAGCCAAACAUGCUGUAAGUGUCCUGGCUGAUUCUGUUCCUCAACAAAGCCUUGGCUCUAAAUCAAGAGUCAACACAGAGAGAACUAGAGGGAUGUGGAGGUGAGGAAAGGGCACAUCCUGACCCCAUCUCAUCGUGUGGAAAGCAGCUUCUGUCUUGUCCAGCCUUGGUAAAGGCUGGUGGCUCCGUAAUCUGCUUUGGAAGUUGUGAAACAUACCUACCCUGGGUGUUUUUCCAGCUAAAUCAACCUAGCUAGAGCGAUAUGGUUCUUACCUGACCCUGUGAGGUCCCUUCACUGCAUCUGGCCAAAGAAUUUGCCAAUGGGAAAGUUGUUGGGGGAGGUUGGGUCUCACUCACCAAAGUCCAUGUUCUAGAGCAGCUGCUGUGGGGAGAGGCAUCCUGGGAGGAUGUGAGGGGGAAAAGCACCUACCUACAAUGUCAGUAACAGGGACCUUCCCCUCCUGUAGCAUUUCACUCCUCCUCCUCUUCCUCCUCCUCCCCUCCUUCUCCUCUGCAAGCCCAGUGAAGGGAAUAGAGAGGUGAAAGGAACCAUUUGCAGAUUCUUACAGUGUCUUCACCUUGCAGGGAAGCAGUUGAAUACCACACACACACAUACACACACACACACACACACACACACACACACACACACAUACACACACACACACCCUAAGGCACAAGUGCUGAGGUGAUGGCUACUUUGUGAUUUUUUUUUCCACAGAAAAGGAGGACUGUGGUAGGCAUGUUCAACCUGUUCAAUCUGUGGCUAUGUGUCGCAGAACAGCUAUGACCGUGGCCCAGUACAUUUCUAGAUGAUGUCCUAUUAUAAGGGAAAAACACUGGACAUCUUAAAGAGGAAUACAUGGAAGAAACUAGAACAAUUUCCAACGGUGAAAAUGGUGACACUUCUAUUCAUCUACAGUGAGGAACUGCUACCAUUCUUAAACUUGCCCUUUUCCUCCAACCAUCUUAAGAGGUUUGAUCCAUAUAGUAUAUGAUAAAGACCUGGCCCUUCCUGGUAUGUGAGGAAGACUUGCUAACCUAUCUCUGAAAGGGAGUUGAAGAAUGUAGCUAGAUAUAUCAAGCAUUGCAAAUCAAUUCAGUACUGAGAGUAAAGUCUGAAUUAAGAUUUUUCUGUUACAUUUCUCUUAGGUCUCUGCUAACAAUAAGGAAGGCAAGGCCAGGAAAAUGCAAUGAAAAUGUGAAAUGUCACAUCACGAGAGCCGAACUAUCUCAGAUGUUCAUUGCUUUAGAGUUGUAGCCCUUCAUCCCCAUGGGGAAUUCUGUGAACCCCAGUUUCCCAGAAUCUAAGUGAUUUGAUGUAUAAAAGUUACAGAACGGGUGACAUGCCACUUACUCCAGCAUGAAUGAGUCAAUUAAUGCAAAUUUGCCACCUAAAACUUCGCUCAUGGACCACUCAGCAGGGUCAUUACAGAGACAAUUUGGGGAGGCAGAGGAUAUAGGAAAUCAGAGGGUUAUUUCUUUUUUCUUUUCCUUUUUUGGGGGAGCAAUAUGAAGGCACUGGGGAUUGAGCCAAGGGCCUUCCUUGUACAUGCUGGGCAAACACUUCAGCUUUUAUUUUGAGACAGUCUCUGCCUCCUAAGACUUCCCAGCGUGGAGAACUACACCAAAGUUAAAAGCAGGGAAGAACCUUUGGGAAUUGAGGACAGGUGAUGUGUAAGCAAGCAAUCCCUGCAGAGGGCCCCUUAGAAGGCAUCACAGUGACCCAUAAGCUAUGGGCACCUUUCUGUUCGCCACACAACAUACAUCCACAUCUGCAUCCCAUCCCCCAGACUUGAAAUGCACCUCCCAGCCUUCCUACCUGACCAUGCACCCAUCUGUCUGCCCUGCUCGGACAUGUGCUAUUUGCUCACUGCCCUGAGCAAAGCCUGGAUGGCAGGGAAACAGCUGGGUUUACACACAUCUGUGAUGAGAGCAGUUAAGAACAACCUGUGGGAAUAGAAGUCAUUGAGAAAUAGGGUGGCAGAUCCCCAGGAGUGAAUGCUGCAAUGUCUGCCUCUCUCAUAAUACUGCAAAUCUACUUUAAUCUGCCAGUGUUGCUAAGGAAAACUUCCCUCCAUGUAAAGGGUCCACAUAAAGCCGCUCCUACUCCCAACUCUCCAUGUGUCUACUCAGUCCACUUUUAUGUCCACGAGAAAGCCUGUGUCAUGUGCCAUGCCUGUUCCCAGAGAGGCAUGGAAAGAUGAACAGGCUCCUGUGUCACUCAUAUACACCUGCAUAUCCGACACCUGCCCCUCCAGGCUCCACGACACCACAGUCUGACUGUUGUAAAUAUUGUUGUACAGUUUGUAAUCAUCAAAUAAUACUGCUGUCAAUGGCCCUGCCUGCUGCGCCUUCUCCCCCUUGAGUAAGGCCAGGGAAUCUAGAAGGGAAAACCUUCAAGGAGAGCUUCAGGGUCCAUCUCUGUGUGAGACGCUACUGUAUAUUCCUGUAAGAUUGCAUUUUUAUCUAAGGAAUGAUGUUAUUUAAAAAACAAACAAAAACGCAAAAAAGAAUUGCAAAUAAAUUUCUUAACAAUGUC